UCACUACAAGUAACCAAAAAUGGUAGAAGAAAAAGAAAAAUUGCGACAAGCACGUUGAUAAAUCCCCUGACGAAUGGCGUAACACUUAUGGCUUACCGAUUUGAGCCUCGAAGAUGCAUAAAAUUGAGGCAGGUUGUCGACACAGUUCGUGGACCCAGUGCCCGAUGGUGAUGGGAAUGCCGACAGAGCGGAGGCGGAGGUGGUGGGAGAUGUUGGCACAGAACUCGGUCCGAAGCUCGGGCAACAGUUGGCGGAGGCAGGUGUUGGGCCUGAGUCCCGGUCUGUCGCUUUCUGCACCUGGAUGUCGGUUGCCGAGGGUUCGUUGCCCGCCGAUCGCGCUCCUCGCGACUCUUCAGGAUUCGCGGACUGACGGACGAAUGGACAAACGGUGUUACAGCUAAUUAAUCAGUGGCCCGUUCGAUGCCGGAAGCCGAACCGUUGAACAAAUUGGAAUCGUAGUUAACGUUAGACGUUGGGCCCGAAGGUGAAAAGCACCGACUGUGUGAACUGUUCUGUGUUGUGCGUUGCAGCGCUUACCGAGUCCAAGGGACUUUGUUUACUUACGGUUUAAGUCGUGCUGGAAAGUGUGCAACGGAAAAAAAAAAGGAAGCAAGAGACCAUUACUGGUGACAACCGUUUCUCUCCUCGCGUGUGAAGAGCGUCGAGUUUACGCUGACAAAGGGACACCGGAGAAAGGAAAUUAGUGACCAGCUAUCGCUCUGAUGCUGGGGCCAGGACAAUGGCGCAGCAUCAGCUUAUAGGAUCUGAUUUUUCCGAAGACCUGAGCGACGGGACGACCUGCAGCUGCGCAACAAGUUCCAUUGACAAGUGUUCCCUACGCGGAUGCGAAAUGUUCCAAGAGCCGUUUUACCUUCAUCCGCCAAGCGCUAGACCGCGGGAUGGCAUCUACAUAAAUCCAAUGACCGCGUUCAUAGCGGACGCACCGCCAAAACCGAAGGACACCGAGUCCUUUUACCUUCACAGUCCGAACGACCUGGUCUACACGCGAAUAACGCCUCUAUUCGGCGACUCCGGGACUCGGGAGGGCGUCGAGAGGAAAGAUGAGACGUUAACAGUAAAAGUGGACAUCCACGCGAACAACGUUAUCAACAACAAUAUCAUCAACAACAACAAUAAUGUCCACAACAAUAACUACAAACCGAUCACUAAUGGCGUACCGAUAAGGUCGAACGUGAUCAAGGACACCGAACACGCUUAUGAACAAAUUUGUUUGCGCCAGGCAGAAACCGAUAGCGUCACGUCGUCCCACAAAAAAAUUUCCGAUAACGUUUCUGACAGCAGUAAUUCCCGUAAGACAGACAGGCGCUACAGCAGGUCCAGCAGCGUCAGCGAGUCGUCGAACAUGAGCAGCGAGCUCCAGGGAUUUUCGUCACCGAUCUCGACGCCUUCCUUAUCGAGGAACAGCAGUAGUGAGAGAAUCGACAAGCCGAAGCUAUCCGAAAAUGGUUUAGAGAGAAAAACUUCGGUACAGAGCACGAUAAGCGAAACUGAGAAGGAACCAAAAAUCGUCACGAAUGGAUCCAGUUUUGUCAAACCACCUCCUCCACCUCCGCCGCCUCCGCUUGAUCCGGAAGAAAUAAUCAUCGUUAAUUCGAAGGUCCUUGAAGUGGUAGACAAGGAAGACAGGCCUGAAGAAACGGAAACCGGGCAGGAGAGCAAAAAUGAUUCCGGAACUACCUCAACGACCAUCAAGAACGGCGUGUCUUCGAAGGAGGCGGAAGUCGACGCGCCGGCCAGUUCGCAAGCGGAGAUCGUUGAGGAAAUCAAACCGCAGCAGGUGAACCACCUGAUUAGCAAACACAUGGUGCUCCCGUUUAUUCCACCCAAGUUUAUCAACGCGGCUGACUCGAAUACGCUGCUCAAGCCGUCCGAGUACCUUAAAAGCAUCUGUAAAUCAUCAGGGAAAAACACCUUGUCCAAAGCCAGAUCCGUGGACAACCUGGAUAUUCAGAGCAGACAGGAAGAAGAGCCGAGCGAACCUGCGCCUGAACCACACCUCCUUCAACCUGGACCGCCACCGCCGCCACUACCGCCGCUGCAGAAGAAUCCGGAGACGCAAAGUCAAGCCGCUCCGGAAACGGAAACAGUCAGACCUCAUCAGCCAUUGGCGACAAUCAGUAUCCAGGACUUGACGAGCGUGCAGCUGCGCAGGACCAACACGAAGAUACACGCGACAAAGACGUUCUCCGCACCACCACCGAGAAGUGUGUCGAUGACCAACGUUUCGGAACCAUUUUUUGUACAAAAAAUUGACCUCAUUGCGGAACUGAAAAUGUCCAAGGAUAUUUCUGGUAUAAAGAAACUGAAGGUGGAACGAGCCCAGGUGGAGAAAUCCCAAGAGCAGAACCUUAUGUCGGAAAUCACGAAAACGUGCAACGCCUCGAAAUUCGUCGAUCAGAUACCGGAAAAAGAUAGCGCGGGAAAUGUGAUUCCCAUAUGGAAAAGACAGAUGUUGGCAAGGAAGGCUGCUGAACGGGCGAAAAAAGAACUGGAGGAGCAAAUCGCGAGAGAAAAUGAGGAGAAGAGACUGAAGGCGAUUCCAGCAUGGAAGAGACAACUACUCGCGAAGAAGGAUCAUGCCGAGGAAAAGAAGGUUAAUCACGUGACUCCGAUCGCUCCGAUCGUAGCCCCAAAAGUGGAGGUAACAGCGCCACCAGAAACGACAUUGAACGGAGCAAAACUGAAGGAAGCAGGAGUGAAGGAGGUCAAAGCAAAGGAGGAAAAAGAGAAGGAGGAAAAGGUUGACGUGGAGUUGCGACGCAACUCGACCAACGAGGUGGACGAUGGACCAAUAAUUCCGUGGCGAGCUCAGCUGAGAAAGACAAACAGCAAGCUCAACAUUUUAGAGUAGAUAUUACCUCCGUUGGCUUCGCACGACUCUUUUCUAACAAUGCGGCUGUUGAAAUUGUCGCGCAAGUCGACGCAUCGGGAUGUUUCAAUUUCGUACGGACGUCUAGGUAUACGAACUUUGCAAUUUUCCUCGUGAAAGUCCACGUCGAUGAUACUUGCGACGUUUGGUACCUCGGAGCGUUCGAAUACCUGCAGAUCGAUGUUACAUUUGGCGUCGCAGUUUGCUUCGAGCUUUUUUUAAAGCUCGGCAAGAUCGACGUAAGUACUUAUAAUUGCACCUCUUUAAACUUGAGGGAUAAGUAACGCAUUAAUGUAUCUACUUAUCGUAAAUUCUGCAGUGUGCAGUAAUCAUAAAGAUGUAUAUUUUUUAUUCUACGGUGGUACCUAAGCUCUAUUAUUCUUCUACACAAAUGUCCGGGGCAACGACGUAGUGUGACUAUUUGAAAAUUCGGUUCAUUAUUUUUGUAAUACCCAGUCCGGGCAAGUCCCACUUCCGUACAAUUUGUCACGGUUGUCAAACACCUUGACAUCCUCAUCGCGCGUUAGAUCUACGGUGAUAUUCCAAUACAGUCUAUUCUUCGUCAGCUGCCCCGUCGAAGGUGAAAAUCUGUAAUUCGUUCAUUCGUUUGUAAGCAUGAUGAAUAACUGAGUAUUUGUUGUAAUAUUUUGUAAGCUGAUGUAACUACAAUGAGCUUACAGCAGCUAGUAAAGCUUUUUUUGAUAAA
Molecule: messenger RNA, 3596 nt
Organism: Neodiprion fabricii
Lineage: Eukaryota; Metazoa; Arthropoda; Insecta; Hymenoptera; Diprionidae
Gene: f
Product: espin
Exons: 12
Coding region: 740-2872 (710 amino acids)
Biological process (GO): actin filament bundle assembly
Cellular component (GO): cytoplasm
Molecular function (GO): actin filament binding
Source: RefSeq, a predicted model, not a curated record